Molecule: messenger RNA, 1763 nt
Organism: Anthonomus grandis grandis
Lineage: Eukaryota; Metazoa; Arthropoda; Insecta; Coleoptera; Curculionidae
Exons: 2
Coding region: 157-1206 (349 amino acids)
Source: RefSeq, a predicted model, not a curated record
AAAUCGGACAAUGCUAUAAUGAUUAAUUGUUUUAUUUUCUUAACCCUGGUUAUGUCCAAAACUUAAAAAGGAUCAAAUAAUAUCCUAGAAAUUUGCUUAAAACAAAAUUUCUUUAAUUUUGAUAAUGAAACCUAUAUACAAGAGGAUGGCCUAGCCAUGGGAUCUCCAUUAUCCCCCCUCUUAGCUGAUACAUUUAUGAAUCACUUCGAAAGUAAUAAUAUUUUGAAUAACAACCCCUACCUAUCUAAUAUACUGUAUUAUUAUAGAUAUGUAGAUGACUGCAUUUUAUUAUGGAAUGGCAAUAAACAAAAUCUUAGUGAUUUUCUAUCAUUCAUUAAUAACAUUCAUCCAAAAAUAAAAUUUACAUUAGAAGUGGAAAUCAAUAAAACCAUAACCUUUUUAGACUUACUUAUUAAAAACGUAAAUAAUAAACAUGAUUUUGAGAUAUAUAGAAAACCUAGCCACACUGGAACAAUCAUACACAAUGAGUCAUUCCAUCCUUUUUCACAUAAAGCAGCAGCUUUAAAUAGUUAUGUAAAUAGAGCACUACAGAUUCCUCAAACAACUGAAAGCAGGGAUAGAGAGUUGAAUAUUAUCAAACAAAUUGCCCAAACUCAUAAUUUUUCUCCCAAUUUAGUAGACAAAAUAAAAAAUAAAUUUCUAUUACGUAAUGCGUUCCAAAAUGUCUACAUACCACAUCAAACAAUAUUAAGUAAUCAGCCAGUAAAUAAGUUCAUUUCACUUACAUACAAUGGAGCAGUUUCUUAUAAAAUCCAACGAGUUCUAACUUCUUUAAAUGUUAAGGUUGCCUUUAAAUCGAGCAAUUCAUUAGGUAACUUAUUGAUUAAUAAUAAAGACAAAACGGAUCCGUUAUCUUGUAAAGGAAUUUAUAAGCUUUAUUGUGAGUGUGGUUAUUUUUAUGUAGGUAGAACGAAGCGUAGUUUUAAAGCUCGGUUUAGCGAACAUGACCGAUGCAUUAGACAAAACAAUCCUGAGUCUUUAUUUGCUAAGCAUAUUAUGGAGACCGGUCACCCAUCGAAUCUACUAGAUAAUUACAAGAUCUUACAUAGAGUUCAGGACAACAUAAAUCUAAAUAAUCUUGAAUUACUCGAGAUUAAAAGAUCUCUCAAAAAAGAAUAUGAUAAAUCUCUUAAUAUUCAGAUUAACAUUCCUGAAACUAAUUUAAUUAAUAUUUUAUUUGAAUAACUCUUCCCUCCCUUUCCGGUUAAUUUAUUUUAAUAUAAACCCCGUUGUUUUCUUAAUAUAAACUGGUAGAGACAUCUGUUUAACAGUUUUAAAAUAUUUUAAAGUUACUGUGGGUACCGCUAUCUAGUACCCAUUCGGUUAUAGGAUAUAAAAUAUAGAUUUCUUUGUAACGUUCUUUCUUAAUUAUGAAAACUAGAUAUAGAUGACUCUGUUGGUCAGAUUAGUUUGAAUGGCGGUUAUCAUAGUUUUUAGAUCGUUUUGUCUAUUGUGUUGUAACGGUGCUUUUUAGAUGUUAUUGUUUUAAACCUAAGUGUAUUAUUUGUUAUCUUACGAUAAGAUUUACUUGCUUAAUUUUAGCUGUACCGUUCUAUAUGUGCUUUUGUUUUGUUUUGACAAAUCUCGUUUUUAACAAUUCCUCGACCUGAUGAUGCGAUGAUAUUGUAAUCGCGAAACCGGUCGUCAUAAUAAAAGGAAUUUCUGGUGAAAUAAGACCUUUAAUUUCUACUGUGUUUGCUAGCAAAUACCUAUAAAAAUACAUCCCAGAACAUGGACACCAU